Molecule: messenger RNA, 2672 nt
Organism: Cladocopium goreaui
Lineage: Eukaryota; Dinophyceae; Suessiales; Symbiodiniaceae
Source: the annotation of a GenBank genome assembly
GGCCUUCCAAUCUCGUCCUCCUGGGUCGCAAGCAAGGUGAAGUCCUUGCCAUUGGUUGAGCAUCAUGGGCGAUGAGCUUCAGUCCAGAUGCUGCUGACGCUGCCUUGUUGGCCUGGGCGAAUGCCUGCUUGCAAAGUCAUAGUGAAGACGCAGCACCAACCCUGGAAGCUAUCGUUGAUACCAACUCCCUCUCAAUCAUGUGCAAAAAGUUUCAUCUCGGUGAUCCUGAGCAAGGAGCUCGGAAGCAAUCUGCCGCGCAGCGCCGCCGCCGAGUGGCGGAGGUGUUGAACUCCUGUCGCAUAGGCCUAGUUGAGCCUUCCAUGGCGGAGCUCGGAGGACCUGCAGCUGCUCGGAGCAUCACUGCCGCAAUUUUGCUGAUAGCAGUUGAGGCGCCAGCCAAAGAGGAGGCCAUUCAAGUCAUUGUCACCUUGGACCAAGCUCAGCAGGCCGAACUGGCACAGAUUAUCCAGCAACUCAUGGAAACCACAGGUUUGGACCCUCCGCCGGAGCCAGUGGAAAAGGUGCCGCAGGGACCGCCGGGUUCAUGCCGAAGCUCUAUGAGUUCCGCGCGACGGCGCUUCAGCGACGUUCAGCUUGCAGGCAAUGACCCGACAGAGAUCGAACCCCUGCAGGCUGAGGCCCGAGAGUUGCUGCAAGAACUGGAACAAUACACCAACGGCUUCAUGGAGAAAAAGAAGGUGCAUUCCUCCAUCGCAAGCAAAGUAGCAGACGCCAAGGCGCAGCUCUGUAGCGAAGCGGACCGUUGCGUGGAUCUGAUCCAGGAGCUUAAUGCCAAAGAUUCGGAGCAUCGCUCACUGUCCAGGGACUUGAUCAACCUCAAAGAGGAGUUGAAACAUGAGGGCAGCGCAGCAACCAGCAACUCAGAGGCUCUGAAAGAAUUGGGUAGCGAACUGGAAGAGGAAAGACGCCGCUAUCGCACCUUGGCAAUGCGGCACAUUGACCUGAAGGCUGAAGUUGAUCAAGCGCAGCACUCCUCUGCUCAGGUGGAGGCAUCGAGCUGGAAGAGGACUGCCAUGAUGGCAAAGCUUCACAGGUUGCAGGACAGGGUCCAUUGUGACCGCGGCCGCUUGGCCGAGAGCCAACGCAUCUUCUGGGCCGAAGAGGCAUGCUCAUCCAGCUUGCGAGAGGAGCUGGAGCAAGCGCAGGAGGUGUUGUCUCAACGACACACUGCUCUCUCAGCCUGUGAAGAGAGUGUUUCCAACUCUGAGGGCGUGUUGCAACUAGCAGAGUCCGAGCUCGACAGCUGCACCCAGGAGUUGAAGGCAAUGAGCUCUGAAGAUGUUGAUAGUCUGCAGGUUGAGAUUGAGAAGAAAAAGCAAGCCUUCGCCAGAGCUGAGCAGGGCACUGCGGACGCCAUCAGCCAACGGGCCACCAUUGGGAAGCAGAUCUCAGAGGUGAGUGCAUCGCUGGAGGACAACCGAACUGCGGCAGAAAGGGCUACUACCGAGGCAGUAGCCGAAGGUGUUGCUGCCAAGAAAGCCCUUCAGCAGUUGCAUGUCCUGAAUGAAGCUGCACCCGUGGUGCAAGGUGACCGCAGUCCUAUGGUGGAGAGCCAACAGGAAUCCCGAGCUGUUGCACAGACUGAGGCUUCCUCAUCCGGUUUGCGAGAGGAGCUGGGGCAAGCACAGGAGGUGUUGUCUCAACGACAAGCAGCUCUCUCAGCCCGUGAAGAGAGCGUCGCCAACUCUGAGGAGAUGUUUUCUCAGCGGCAAGCUGCUGUCUCAGCCUGUGAAAAGAGCAUGGUCAAGUUGCAGGAAGAGCUGAAGCAAGCACAGGAGGUGUUGUCUCACCGGCAAGUUGCUCUCUCAGCCUGUGAAGAGAGCGCCGCCAACUCCGAGGGCGUGUUGCAGCUAGCAGAGUCCGAGCUGAACACUUACACUUUGGAGUUGAAGGCGAUGAGCUCGGAAGAGGUUGAAGGUGUGCCUGUUGAGAUUGAGAAGGAGCACCAAGCCUUGGCAAAAGCUGAGCAAAGCGCUACUGCCGCUGCCACCGCCGCCACCAUCCCCGAAUCUGCGCAGGCAGAUUCGGUCGCCCAACAGCACACUGGUGCAGAGCUGGAGGACACCCAAAUAGCAGAACGCACUACUUCUGAGGCAGCCAAAGAUGUUGCUGCCUCGAACGCCCUUGAGCUGUUGGAUGCCCCGAAUGACGAAGCAACUGCCAUGGAUGAAGGGGCAGGCCUGGAAACCAACACUGAAAUAACUGAAGCAAAGGCAGACUUUUCAGCCAUGGUCAAACGCAGUCGACCGCCAUCUGGCAGAGCAGCCAAAGAUGCUGCUGCUACCAAGUUGCAGUCGCGACAGCGUGGCAUCAUGGCCCGUUCGAAGAUGGCGACCCUUCGUGCCACUCGUGCCAGUGGUGCAUCUGAAGCUCCAAAGGAUGUGAGCUACCAACGCAUCAAACAGCCUCUAGCGCCAGCAAAGAGAGAGGAGCGUGAGAGGGCAGCCAUCAAAUUGCAGGCAUUGGAGCGUGGUGUUCUGGCACGCAGCAGAGUGCAGCGCUUGAAAGAUGCGCGGGCCAUGACUCUGGCUCCUCAGGAAGAGAAGAAGGCCGACACGUAUCGCCAAGUGCUUGGGAUUUUAGAUGGUUUCUCUCGGUUGCUCUUUCGCAGCAGUUUGUUGUUGCGUUUUUUUAAGACUUUGUCGGAUUGA